UGGUGAGUGACACAUACGUGUGGUGGGAUGUGUGUGUCAUGUAUGAGCCCCGUGUGGUGUCCGUGUCCUCCCGUGUGUUCUCUUCAUCACCGACAGCAUUAUAGCCACCCCCGUGGCUGCCGGUCUGUGCCAGGAUGAGUAACAGCCACCCCAUGCGCCCGUACACCGCCAUCGGUGAGAUCGAUCAUGUGCACAUCCUGUCGGAGCACGUGGGCGCCCUGAUAAAUGGCGAGGAGUACAGUGACGUCACCUUCAUCGUGGACAAGAUGAGGUUCCCAGCGCACAGGGUCAUCCUCGCCGCCCGCUGCCAGUACUUCAGGGCGCUGUUAUACGGAGGGAUGAAGGAGUCUCGUCCGGAGGCGGAGAUCACCCUGCAGGACACGAGCCCUGAGGCGUUCGCCAUGCUGAUGAAGUACAUGUACACGGGCCGGGCCAGCCUGCGGGAGGAGAAGGAGGAGGUGCUGCUGGACUUCCUGACCUUAGCUCACAAAUAUGGCUUCCCCGAGCUGGAGGACUCCACGUCCGAGUACCUGUGCACCAUCCUAAAGAUCCAGAACGUGUGCAUGAUCUAUGACGUGGCCAGCCUCUACUCCCUGUCCAAACUGUGCUCCACCUGCUGUAUGUUCAUGGACCGGAACGCGCAGGAUGUCCUCUCCAGUGACGGUUUCCUGACCCUCUCCAAGGCUGCGCUCCUGGAUAUCGUGCGGAGAGACUCGUUUGCCGCCCCCGAGAAGGACAUUUUCCAGUCUCUGAUGCGCUGGUGCAGACACAACCCCAAGGAGAAUCACUCAGAAAUCAUGGCCUCCGUCCGCCUCCCGCUAAUGAGCCUCACGGAGCUGCUGAAUGUGGUCAGACCGUCCACACUGCUCACCCCCGACGCCAUCCUGGACGCCAUUAAAGUGCGAUCUGAGAGCCGCGACAUGGACCUCAACUACCGCGGGAUGCUAAUCCCGGAGGAGAACAUCGCUACCAUGAAGUUUGGGGCGCAGGUGGUGAAGGGGGAGCUGAAGUCGGCUCUGCUAGAUGGCGACACCCAAAACUACGACUUGGAUCACGGAUUUUCUCGGCACCCGAUCGAGGAUGACUGCCGCUCCGGCCUGGAGGUGAAGCUGGGGCAGCCGUCCAUCAUUAACCACAUCCGCCUGCUCCUCUGGGAUCGGGACAGCCGGUCCUACUCCUACUACAUCGAGGUGUCCAUGGAUGAGCUGGACUGGAUCCGAGUCAUUGACCACGCCCAGUUUUUCUGCCGCUCCUGGCAGAAGCUCUACUUCCCGGCCCGGGUAUGCAGAUACGUCCGGAUCGUGGGGACCCACAACACCGUCAAUAAAGUCUUCCACCUGGUGGCCUUCGAGUGCAUGUUCACCCACAAGACCUUCACGCUGGAGCAAGGACUGAUAGUCCCCGCAGAGAACGUCGCCACCAUCGCAGAAUGCGCCAGCGUGAUCGAGGGCGUGAGCCGCAGCCGCAACGCUCUGCUGAACGGAGACACAAGGAAUUACGACUGGGACUCGGGGUACACCUGUCACCAGCUGGGGAGCGGGGCGAUCGUCGUCCAGCUGGCGCAGCCGUACAUGAUUGGCUCCAUCAGAUUAUUGCUGUGGGAUUGCGACGACCGCAGUUACAGCUACUACAUCGAGGUGUCUACAAACCAGCAGCAGUGGACCAUGGUGGCCGAUCACACAAAGGUUCCCUGCAGGUCGUGGCAGACAAUCACAUUUGACCGACAAGCGACAUGUUUCAUCAGGAUCGUAGGGACCCACAACACGGCAAACGAGGUUUUCCACUGCGUUCACUUUGAGUGUCCGGCGCAGACAAUCGGCCACAAGGAGGAGAGCGUCAAGGAGGGCUCGUCCAGCGAGCAGGUGGCAUCCAUAACCCUGCGGGCGUCCAGCGCCAUCUCGGGGAGCGAGCGCAGCCAGGCGCACUGAGGCUGCCGCCGGACUUUUGUGAUCUCGUCGUCUCCGAGGACGCCGACCUCCGAUGAAUCCUCACUGGAGGGAAAAUUGCUGCUCAAUCUUCAUCAAGACGUUUAUUAGCGCCCCCGCCCGGCCGGUAAUUGAGCAGAUUGCUGCUGAGACCCGUGCGCUGUCGGCAGCGCGCACCGCCGCUAAUUGAGGGAUGUAUUGGCUUCCGGACUAAUUUCUCCUUAUUGAUUAUUUCUUUCCUUUGCGCCCCCCCUCCAUAUUUUCGUACAUUAGCUCGUCACAUGUCACCGUGCACUGAACACAAACCGCCCACGAAGAUCACUUAACUCAAUCCCGUCUCCGAGCGGAUAAACCGGUGGCAGUGGUUGGCGGUCAUCCCACCCGCUGCCAUCUUGACGUAGACUGACCCGGUAUACUGGGACUGAUUUUGCACUAAACUCUGACGAGCAGGUGGCGACCUCGUCCUCCUACUGGAGCGGACUCUACACAGAGAACAGUCACACUAAUAUAAGUUAUGUUCGGCUACAUCCUCAUCCAGCUUUCCCAGAACCCUGAGCGGCCUUUUUUUUUGGAAACCCACUUCGACUUGUUCUUUUCUGAUGUGUUGAGUUGUUGCCCCUUCCCUCUUGACCUAAUCCCAACCCUGACAAUCAGCAGUGACUACCAUAGAGGUUCAUGAACCAGGCAGCUCAGGAUGAGCACAGCUACAGCUCCUUACGAAAAGAAAGAGUGCUUCAAAGCACUGAAUUGAGGAGAGGCCUAGUGUGUACUGUUCAUGAAUCAGGAGGCUCAGGGUGAGCUGCACCUCUCUCUGCAUUGUGAGGAAUUAUGGGUGUGCACAGGACAGAUCUGGUAUCCUGAGAACUAACCAGGAGGCUCAGGAUGAACAGAGCUACAGAUCCUUUCUAAGAGUGGGCGUGCUGUGGUGCCAAGUACAUGUGACAGGCGGAAGAAGAGACCUGGCAUUCUGUUCAUGAACCAGGAGGUGCAGGAUGAACAGUGCUACAGGUGGAACUUACUAAUAAGGGGCAUGCUGUAGUGCCAAGGACAUGUGAGAGGCGGAAGAAGAGACCUUUCAUUCAGUUCAUGAACCAGGAGGCGCAGGAUGAACAGUGGUUCCUAGAGGUGCGACGGAGCAUGGGAUUGGUUGAAGACAAGUGAAUGUAAAUGGUUCAUCAUCAGUGACAACGCUACGUCUGGGGCCCCUUUCUGUUAGGGCCCCGGGUGGGUUUCUUUUUGUAUACAGCAGACGCUUUGUGUUACUUGGCGGUUGUAUAUGAUGUAAGUUAUAUUGUGUACCUUGUGUUACAUUAUAAAGAAAACUUUAUA
This is a messenger RNA of Bufo bufo (common toad), 3254 nucleotides long. RefSeq names its product BTB domain containing 9 (gene BTBD9). Gene Ontology annotation, molecular function: protein binding. Bases 135 to 1928 code for a protein of 597 amino acids. Lineage: Eukaryota; Metazoa; Chordata; Amphibia; Anura; Bufonidae. Gene Ontology annotation, biological process: adult locomotory behavior; circadian behavior; modulation of chemical synaptic transmission. The record is from RefSeq and is a predicted model, not a curated record. The transcript has 11 exons.